GCGCACAUCUCCCUAUCUGACCGUUCCCGGCCUCCGUCAUAAGAUUCCGAAAAAAUGGCGGGCUUGAGGGGCUGCUCUCCCGCCCUCGCCCUGGACCCUCCUGCACUACAUACUCCUCCGAGACGGGGGCCUCGGACCCCAGGGCUCCGGAGGACUCAGCCAGGACUUUCCAAAAGUUGCCGCGGGACCUUCCGAUCCCCGCGGCCGUCUCCCAAGUCUGGCCAGGCUGAUGGGGCCGGUUGGGAGUCUCUGCACCUUGACAUUCAGAAACUGAAGGAAAAGAGGGACCUGCUGGACAAGGAGAUCGUCCAGUUAAUAUCUGAAGGCUACAGUGUGGAUGAACUGGAGGACCACAUCUCCCAGCUCCAUGAGUAUAAUGACAUCAAGGAUGUAGGCCAGAUGCUUCUAGGCAAACUAGCCGUGAUCCGAGGUGUCACCACCAAAGAACUGUAUCCAGAAUUUGGCCUGGAUGUGAAUGACUGAGCCAAGGUUCACAGCCCUUUGUCCACAGCCCAGUGAGACAGGCAGAUUUAAACAUGAGAGGCAGUGAGAGCCCAGCACCCACAGGCUUCCCAGCAAGGAAGUGUCAGAAGCCGUUUUCUGGAGAACUCAGUCUGAGUCAGGAGGGAGCCCAGACAAGAGCUGGACAGCGAAGAGCUAUUCCCUGCUCCAAGUUUCCUGAAAUGUUCCCAAGAUGUAUCUAUGUGUGUAUGUCUCCCAUUUAUAAAUAAACACACAAGCAAUCUGGGU
This is a messenger RNA of Enhydra lutris kenyoni (northern sea otter), 750 nucleotides long. Its product is annotated as SWI5 homologous recombination repair protein. The transcript has 5 exons. Bases 55 to 483 code for a protein of 142 amino acids. The record is from RefSeq and is a predicted model, not a curated record. Gene Ontology annotation, cellular component: Swi5-Swi2 complex; Swi5-Sfr1 complex. Gene Ontology annotation, biological process: double-strand break repair via homologous recombination. NCBI's taxonomy places the organism in Eukaryota, Metazoa, Chordata, Mammalia, Carnivora, Mustelidae.